AUGGGUGUCUUCACAUACGAAACAGAGUUCACCUCUGUCAUCCCACCAGAGAAGUUGUUCAAGGCUUUCAUCCUCGAUGCCGACAACCUCAUCCCCAAGGUUGCUCCAACAGCAGUGAAAGGUACCGAGAUCCUUGAAGGAGAUGGAGGAGUUGGAACCAUCAAGAAGGUCACCUUUGGUGAAGGAAGCCAAUAUGCGUAUGUGAAGCACAGGGUCGAUGGGAUUGACAAAGACAACCUUUCAUACAGUUACACUUUGAUUGAAGGAGAUGCCUUGUCUGACGUAAUCGAGAAGAUCGCUUAUGAUAUCAAGUUGGUGGCAUCCCCCAACGGAGGAUCCAUCGUCAAGACCAUCAGCCACUACCAUACCAAGGGAGAUGUUGAGAUCAAGGAAGAGCAAGUCAAGGCUGGCAAAGAGAAGGCAGCCGGUCUCUUCAAGCUUGUUGAAGCCUACCUCUUGGCCAACCCCGAUGCCUACAACUAA
Molecule: messenger RNA, 483 nt
Organism: Prunus armeniaca (apricot)
Lineage: Eukaryota; Viridiplantae; Streptophyta; Magnoliopsida; Rosales; Rosaceae
Source: the annotation of a GenBank genome assembly